Messenger RNA from Naegleria fowleri, 1842 nucleotides. RefSeq lists its product as uncharacterized. The coding region runs from base 1 to 1842 and encodes 613 amino acids. NCBI's taxonomy places the organism in Eukaryota, Heterolobosea, Eutetramitea, Acrasida, Naegleriidae. The record is from RefSeq and is a predicted model, not a curated record. The transcript has 2 exons. Gene Ontology annotation, biological process: protein phosphorylation; MAPK cascade. Gene Ontology annotation, molecular function: MAP kinase kinase activity; ATP binding.
AUGUUCUUUGAUAGUCCUCCUCGUGAUUAUAACAACAACGACAGCGAUAACAACAAGAAACAACACCAUCAUCAACUCAAAACCUCAAACACCUUCUUUGAUGAAAAAUUCUCAAAAGACUUGUUCGCUUCUUUCGCUGAUAUGAAAACACCAGCCUCUGCUCAGAUGAGCGAUGAGAAAUUUGAUAAUUUCAAUGAUCCCAUGAUGAUGUGUUCAACACCAACUCCGACUUCAACAUCAUCAUCCAAUUCCAAUUCCUCGAGUACCUUUUUUAGCUCCAUUCUUGAUCAUCACGAAACCACAUUGGAUACUAAUCCUUUCUCUGCCGACCAUGACAACAUUAAUCCUUUUCAUAAUUAUACACAAGUAGGAGUUGCAAACAAUAAUAAUACCAGCAAUGCACAACUUUAUUCUCCAUCUAAAGAUGCUGAUGAACCUUCAUUAGCGACAAGAAUGAGAGAAAGUAUGGGAAAAAAACAAAUCAUUGAACAAGUUGAGAAGAAAAUUAUUCAUGAUGUGGAAAAACCAAAGAAUAAGGUAGAAAAGAAAAAACGACCAAAGAAAUUCAAACCAACUAAUUUACUGUUACAACAAAAAGAAACAGACUCUCAGACAAUGAAACCUCCAGCAAAUAGACAACAACAAAAUGACGACUCGGGUACAUACUCGCAAGUGAAUUAUGAAAUUACUUCAUCGGGUGCCUUUAUGAUCGAUGAUGUUCGUAUUACAGAAGAAGGUAUCACUAAUAUGCCACCUUCUCUCUGUACACAAACACAAUCACCUUUCAGACCUCAAUUACUUCAUGUAGCAUCUCCCACACGAACAAAAACUCGCUUCAUGAAUGAUCCAGGAUCUGAAAAUAUUGUAACCUUCAAGAAAAAGAAACAAGAGAAGAAGGUUACUCCAAUUUCCUUCCAAAAUCUACAAUCUAUUAAAAAGUUGGGAGAAGGAGCUAGUGGAGUUGUAGACCUUGUUGUUGACACUACUACUGGAAAACAAUAUGCAAGGAAAAUUGUAAAAUUAGCCAAAGAUAUCCAGCCCAAAUUAAUUUUAUCAGAAAUUACAGCACUAUAUAACUGUGUAGAAUGCCCUAAUAUCCUUCGAUUCUACAAUGCCUAUUUUGUAGAUAGUAAGAUUCACAUGUUGCUGGAAUAUAUGGACGGAAAUUCGUUAGAAUCUCUAGCAACUGUUAAAGUGCCAGAAAAUAUUUUAGAAUUGGUCACAUGCCAAAUUUUAAAAGGUUUAUAUUUUCUUCAUUUCAAGAGGAGAAUUGUACAUAGAGAUUUGAAACCUGCUAAUAUUCUUUUUAAGUUAAACGGAGAAGUGAAAAUCAGUGAUAUGGGCUUGACUGGAAUUUUCAGCAAAUCUCAAUCUCAAAAAACGGCUGCAGGAAAAUAUGGAAUUAGCAACAAUCAUGUUUUCAAUACUUGUCAAGGUACAAUUGUUUACAUGUCACCAGAGAGAAUUGAAGAAAAAGAACACUCUUACAAUAGUGAUAUUUGGUCAUUAGGUAUAACUUUGGUUGAGCUGGCUCUAGGAUAUUUCCCUUUCAAAGUUGGCACAUAUUUUGAUGCUUUGGAAGAUAUCAAAAAUGUAGAAAAUCAAAAUCCACUUGCUGGCAAGGGAUUUUCAGAAGUGUUUCAAGAUUUUAUCUAUCAUUGUUUACGAGUUAAUCCAGAUGAAAGAUACUCAAGUAGAGAUCUGCUGUGUCACCAAUUUGUUUAUCGCCAUUUGAAAGAGCCUGAAGAAGAAAUUUGUUCACAAAUUGCCAAGUACAUUCAACAGGUGCAAACUCAGAAAUUGCAUAGUGAUUCAAGCGAAGCAAACAAGGCAGAAAAAUAA